Gopherus flavomarginatus (Mexican gopher tortoise) is the source of this 4532-nucleotide messenger RNA. RefSeq names its product methyl-CpG binding domain protein 1 (gene MBD1). Gene Ontology annotation, molecular function: zinc ion binding; DNA binding. The coding region runs from base 960 to 3644 and encodes 894 amino acids. The transcript is spliced from 20 exons. Lineage: Eukaryota; Metazoa; Chordata; Testudines; Testudinidae. The record is from RefSeq and is a predicted model, not a curated record.
CAGCCCCCCCCCAAUUUCAGCUGAAUCGCUCCCAAACUAAGCUGGAAAGAGCCACAAAAACCGGGCGCUUCACGGCCCCCCCCAUUAGGCUGGCACAACGGACCCCUGCAGCGCCAGGCACCCGAGCAUCGUACGGGGUGUCUGUGCCAAACCAUGACGUGGUUGCGACUUGCUGGGUUCCUGCUGCUCCCCGAGGGGAGAUCGGGGGUGCCCCAUACCCACCUGUCACCGGGUGGGUCCCCCACAAGCCUGGCGGUGACACCGACGUUCCUGACUCUGCCCAGACAGCUCAGAGCCACAAUAUCACGGCGCCAGCCGCAUGGCUCAGGCCUUGUUUCGGCAGUGCCUCUCUAGUGGGGGGGCUGCCCGUCGCCCUAAAACAUCCACAGUGGCCCGGGUUGUGGCAGCACUUCGGAUCCCUGGCUGGGCCCAGAUGGCCCCAUUGAACCCGGGGGUCCCCCGUUCUUGGCGGGGCCUGGCAAGACUCAGUCUAGAGAGACGAGCGGAGCUGCGGGGCGGGACACGGAGACCCGGGGAAGCCCGGAGCGCCAAAUAAUCUUGCUUCUGGCUCCUUAACGCUCUUGAUUCCUCGGCCGUGAAACGCCAUCCGGCAACUUGGCCUGCCCGCGCCAUUGCUACCGGCCCUUUUUCCGCGAGCCCCUCGGGCUGCCAAAGGGCCCCUGCUGUGUGGAAGGGCCCGCCCCUGGCAGGUGUCCACGGCCGGAGCUCGGUGGUUUCAAGCUGUAACUCGGCUUGUGACGUUGGGCUGGUUUCUGUGCCCGACACGCUCUGUGCGUUCUCCUCCCGGCUGGGAGAGGCUGGGGCCGGAGCUGCCUGUUGUUUAGAUCUCACGUGGUGCAGGCUGGGGGGGGAAGAGGCCCCCCUGUCGGAAAGGGAAAACAAGGGGGCUGAAACGCGUGAGCUGGCAGGAUGUCUCCGGGCCUGGGCCGCCAUCUGAAAUGGCGUUAAACGGACACGCAGAAUUGGCUGGCUUCCUGGUUGGUGGCAGUUCAGGAGCCUCUCGGGCACGGCUCGCCUGGCACAGAGACACAGCUGGAGAACAGCCACAUGAGUCCGGCAGGGUCCCGGGGCUGGCAGGAUCCAGCCUGGUGGGAGACACCCGUGCCGAUUGCCCCUCUGCCAAGGAGCGAGGCAUGCUGGGUUCUGGGCCCUGCGGAAGGAUCCAGGAUCAAAGCCUGAGCAGCGUGAGUCAUGCUCCCUGUGGGUGCUGCCUCCUGGCCGCUCCCUGCGCCCGGAAAGUAGCCGCUCUGCUGCCGCUCCCCCAGCUCAGCACCAUGUCGGAGGGCUGGGUGGACUGCCCCACCUUGGGGCCUGGAUGGAAGCGCCGCGAGGCCUACCGCCGAUCCGGGGCCACCUGUGGACGAACGGACACCUACUAUCAGGGCCCCAACGGCGAGAAAUUCCGCAGCAAGAUCGAGCUCACCAGGUUCCUGGGGCCCUCGCAGGACCUGACCAACUUCGACUUCAAGAACGGCGUGCUCCGCGAUCCGCCCCCCAAGGUCAAGAAGGCCCAGAAGAGAUGCCUCUCGCUGUCGGAGCCAGAACCCCCAGCCCUCCCUGAGCAGCCACCCCCCAAACAGCAACCCGUGAAGCCAGAGCCCCCGGAGCAGCCGCCUCCGCCCCUCCCAGAGCGACGCCCCCGCAAGCGCCCGGCGCCCCUGCUGGAACCCCAGGAAUCGGGGCAAGAUGCCGUAGUGGCAUGCUGCGCCAGCUGCCAGAACUACUUCCCCGGGGUGGUGAUGCCCAGCCAGAGACGCUGCCGCUGGCUGUGCCCGGACUGCCGAGCCCAGAGAAGAGACUUCAACAGGGAGCAGCGGUUCUUCAAGCGGGUGGGCUGUGGGGCCUGCCAGGCCUGCCAGAUCCCCGAGGACUGCGGCAUCUGCACCGUGUGCGCCGUGCGGGCCAAGAACCCUGAGCUCCGGAUCGGCAGGAAAUGCCUCCUGCGCCGCUGCCUGAAAAUCGUCAAGAAGGGCUUCGGCUGCGGCGUGUGCCAGGGCUGCCAGGCCACCGAGGACUGCGGCAGCUGCUACAUCUGCCUGCGGAGGCUGAAGCCCGGCCUGAAGCGGCAGUGGAAAUGCCUUAAACGCCGCUGCCUCAAGAAGAAGCAGAAAUCGGUGGUGGCGAAGAAGGCAGGGUACGGCCCCCGAAAACUGACCAUAGACGGGCCCCAGCUCGCCCCGGGGAGGCGCCGCCGGAGGGUGCCAGCGCCCGGGCCCAGCGCUGACGGCCUGGCCCCUAAACCUCGGCGCCGUAAGAGAUUAACCCCAGCCGCAGCAGCCACAAAAUGGAAGCCGUCGUUGGAGCGAGACCCCGGCGGCCUCUCAGGCUCGCGGCGCAGGAAACAGCUGGGUAAAAUCACGGAGAAGAAGAAGCCGGGGCGGCCCCCGAAACACCCGAGUGCCAGGGCCCGGAGCAGCCUGCUCUGCUCCAAGAGCCGGCGGAACCGCAGGUGCGGGGAGUGCGAGGCUUGUCUGCUGAAAGCCGACUGCGGCCGCUGCGACUUCUGCCGGGACAAGCCCAAGUUCGGCGGCGAUAACCUCAAGCGCCAGAAGUGCCGCUGGAGACAGUGCCUGCGCUUCGCAAUGAAGCGGCUGCUGCCGGCGGUGUGGAGCCGCGGGCAGGCGGAGGAGGGGGCGGGGGCCCUGGCCCCCCGGAAGGCCUGGAGGCGCAGGAUCGGCCGCAGCCGCCAGCCGGCCCGGAUCAAGCAGGUGGGGCGGCGGGUCAAGGGGAGCGGCCAGCAGCGCUGGGCUCGGGGCAGUGCCCCGCCGCAGGAGAAGGAGCGCCCGCCGGGCGGGGAGCUGCGAUUCCUGGCGGAGAAGGGGGUCGCCGAGGCGCCUGGGCAGCUGGUGCUGCUGAAGGAUCGGCCGGGCAGGGACUUCGUCCUGCUCCGCGACGCCCCCCAGAGCUUCCCCCUCCUGCUGCAGCAUGUGAAGGAGGAGCCGGCCACACCCCCGCCCCCUGGCCGCCUGGAGGAGCCGGCCCCCACCCUGGUCCUCGCCGCCCCACCCCUGGUGAAGCAGGAGAAGGUGGAGCCCGGAUGGGACCUUGCACCGGUGCCAGCGGGGGUGCCUCUGCGGAUGGAGGGCCGGGGGCUGGCCAGUGAAGUGGUGGUUUUGGACCCAGCUGACAAGGACGAGGAGGAGGAGGAGCGCACCCCAGUGAUCAUGGAGAUCUACAGCCUGGGGGCGCUGGCGGGGCGGGCGCCCCUGGACCCGGUGCUGCGCGAGUUCCUGGCCGAGCUGCAGGAGAUCCCGUUGCCGGCCCACUGGGAGGUGCAGCCGCCCCUGGGGGGGCCCGACCUGCGGCUGGUCCAGCGCUCGGCCCGCUCCACCAUGGCCGCCACCGUCAUCCACAUCCGCCCGGGCCUCUUCUUCCAGGUGGUGGUGCGCCAGCUGCCCGUGCCCCCCGAGCACGAGGUCUACGCCAGCCACCCCGCCCGCCUCACCACCGUGGACGAGGUGGUGGAGCUGAUCUGCGACCUGGAGGCCUAUCGCCUGUGCCCGGGCUGGCCGGCCGGCUGGCACGCGGGGCAGCGCUCCCAGGCCUGCGACGUGCUGGUGUACGCGGGCUGCUGCCCGCAGUGCCGCCUCAACCCCUGGCCCUCGGGCAGCGCCGGCCCCUAGGCCCCCGCGCCCCCAGAGCUUCUAUUUUUGACACUGGAAUUGGCGGGACCCUGCCGGGUCGGGGAGGGGGGCAGAGGUGGGUGUGGCCGGGGGGGGACGAUGCCAGUUUGUUUUCGUUGCUUGUUUGUCCCCCUCCAGGCUGGGGAGGGCUGAAGGGACAUCCCCCCCCACUGUGGUCACAUGAGUGGCUCUAGCCAAUGAGGAGCUCUGUCUCCGUAGGGCCCCCCCAGGCAGGGCAGAGGGCUCCUUCCUCCUGAGCCCCCCCCGUUCCCUUUGCAGUGACUUGAGGGGCAGGGAUUUCAGAUGCCAUCUUAAAUUGCUUUAAACCCCCUUGCCCAUUGGCCUGAGUCUUCCACCUCCCCUGCCCUUGGUGGGGGGCAGACCCAUGCCAGCUUCUCCCCCCCCAAGCGAUUGCUUCAUCUCCAGCAUGGGAGGGUCACUCCCCCUUUCUUCCCCCCCAGUUUAGGCUCCUGUUUUAAAACUUGAGUUCUUCCUUGGUGGUGAUUUUUCUGCUGCAGGGGGAAGGGGACAGCUCCUGGGGGCGGAGGUUAGAGGACACGGGUUGCUUGGUGGGGGCAGAGAUGGCCCUGUGCCACCCAUUCCUCCUCCCACUCCCCCGGCAGUCAGAGGCUAGUGCUAAUUUCAGGGAUUUUCUGCUGAAGCCAUACCUGCGUCCUUGGUGGGGGACAUCUUCCCCCCCUGUGGCUGGGGGGGGCAGGGUGUGAAGCACAGAUCCCCGCCCCCACCCCCUGUCAGGGUUAGUUCUGUUCCUCCCCCCCUCUCCCCCCCGCGCACAGAAAGAGGAAAAAAAAUGCGAAAAAAAAUUCACACCUCCCCCCAGAAUUUCGUCUCUAUUUUUUUUAUGUAUUAAAAGUUUUAAUGAGUAGA